Messenger RNA from Cucumis sativus (cucumber), 4412 nucleotides. RefSeq lists its product as uncharacterized. Gene Ontology annotation, cellular component: mitochondrial outer membrane. Bases 197 to 4009 code for a protein of 1270 amino acids. Lineage: Eukaryota; Viridiplantae; Streptophyta; Magnoliopsida; Cucurbitales; Cucurbitaceae. The transcript has 27 exons. The record is from RefSeq and is a predicted model, not a curated record. Gene Ontology annotation, molecular function: ATP binding; ATP hydrolysis activity; protein binding.
UAUUUUCCUUCCUCUCUUCCCUCUGCCCGGUCAUCCCUUUGUCUUCUCGGGCUCUCCUUUCAAUCUCUUUUCUUCUUUUUAUCAACACCCAAAAAGUCAUCCUUCAAUCGGAGGAGGAAGGAGAAGAGGAGGAAAGGAAGAAAGAGGGAUCAAUUUACACACCCAUCUGAUUCUUCUUCUCUUUUUUUUUGUUACCAUGGUUGAAACCAGGCGUAGCUCUUUCUCUAAACGUUCUCUUUCUUCACCUCAUGCCUCUCCCCCUCCUUCCGGCCCUCCUAAUUCCAAAAGAUCUAAGGUUGUUGAGGCAUCUUCAUCUACAGAGGAUGUUCAGAGCGCACCGCCUGUUGACCCUUUGAUCCCAGUUGGGGAAUCUGGAGUUGAACCUGUAGACCCAGUCAUACAAUCAGCUGAUCCGUUUGAUACUGAUUCGUUGAAGGUUAACAACGUAUGUGAUGAAGCUGUUCCUGAGAAUUCGCACGAUCUUCAGGCAGAAGGACAGGCUAUCAUGCCGCCUCAACCUUUAGGUGAUGUUGCAGCCGAUGCGGAGAAAUCUAAGGCGGUUGUGGCUAGCAUGCUCAAUCGAACGAAGAAGCGCACGAUGAGAAUGCCCAAAUCAAAUUCGAAGCCGGCGUGGGGAAAACUUCUUUCGCAGUGUUCACAGAAUCCACACUUGUUUAUUUGUGGUACUCUGUUCACUGUUGGUCAAAGUCGUCAGUGUAAUUUAUGGCUUAAAGAUCCAUCAGUUAGUACAACUUUGUGUAAGCUGAGGCACAUCAAGCGUGGGAACUCUUCUGUUGCUUUACUGGAAAUCACGGGAGGCAAAGGUGCCGUCAUUGUUAAUGGGAAGAUUGUUCAAAAAAAUUCAAGUGUAAUUUUAAAUGGAGGCGAUGAGGUCGUCUUCACUUCUUCUGGAAAGCAUGCUUAUAUAUUUCAACAACUCACUAGUGAUGAUUUUACUGUUUCUGGCCUGUCGUCUGUGAACAUUUUAGAAGCCCAUUGUGCUCCUGUUAAGGGGAUUCAUUUUGAAAGAAGGUCUAGGGAUGCCUCAGCCGUAACUGGUGCAUCCAUAUUGGCAUCUUUUUCAAAUAUUCAGAAAGAUUUGUCUUUGCUUUCCCCACCAGCUAAAACCAAUGAAGAUGUGAAGUUGCCCUCUGUUUGUGGAGUGUCAGGUGAACAGAGUCCAGACAGUAAUUUGAAAGAUGGUAGCACUAAUGAUACUGAUCGACAUGGUGAUGCAUCUAUGGACAAAAAUAUCGAUCCAAUUCCUGAUUCUGGGACUGAAAGACCCAGUCUUGAUAGGCUUGCUCUAGAUGCUUCUAUUGAUGGAGAAGUUGGGGAGGCUCCUGCAAAACAUUCUGAAUUACGGCCACUUUUACAAAUUCUAGCUAGUUCGGCAUCUCCUGACUUUAAUAUAAAUGGUGGUAGCAUUUCGAAGAUCCUUAAUGAACAAAGGGACAUGGGGAAUCUCUUUAAGGAUUUUAGCCCCCCUGCUGUGCUGAUGUCAACUCGACGUCAAGCAUUUAAAGAAAGAUUACAACAAGGCAUUCUUAAACCUGACAACAUUGAUGUUUCCUUAGAGAGUUUCCCAUACUAUUUAAGUGAUACCACCAAAAAUGUUCUGAUUGCAUCCAUGUUCGUUCACUUGAAGUGUAAUAAAUUUGUAAAGCAUGCUUCAGACCUUCCUAUUCUGAGCCCACGCAUACUGUUGUCUGGACCUGCAGGUUCAGAAAUAUACCAGGAAACUUUGACAAAGGCACUUGCUCGGCAUUUUGGGGCCAGAUUACUAAUUGUGGAUUCUCUUCUUUUGCCUGGUGGACCGACACCCAAGGACGUUGAUAUUGUAAAAGAUAAUUCAAGGCCUGACAGGACAUCGUUUUUUGCUAAAAGAGCUGUGCAGGCGGCUGCUGCUGCUGCUGUUUCGCAGAACAAGAAACCAACCUCCAGUGUUGAGGCUGAUAUAGCAGGUGGAUCUACUUUAAGCUCUCAGGCUUUGCCAAAACAGGAAGCAUCCACGGCUUCAUCAAAGACCACUGCUUUUAAGACGGGCGACAAGGUUAAAUUUGUGGGUACAUUAUCUUCUACGCUUUCACCUCCGCUUCAAACUUGUCCUCUCAGGGGACCCUCUUAUGGUUGUCGGGGGAAAGUUGUCCUUGCUUUUGAAGAGAACGGAUCCUCAAAAAUAGGGGUGAGAUUUGACAAAUCAAUCCCAGACGGUAACGAUCUAGGUGGCCUUUGUGAAGAAGAUCAUGGCUUCUUUUGUUCUGCUAAUCAUCUACUUCGCUUGGAUGGUCCUGGAGGCGAUGAUACUGAUAAGCUUGCUAUUGAUGAAGUUUUUGAGGUUGUCUCAAAUGAGAGUAAAAACAGCCCGCUAAUAUUGUUUGUCAAAGACAUAGAAAAGGCAAUGGUUGGACACUCAGAUGCUUACUCUAUUCUAAAGGGGAGGCUUGAAAAUUUGCCAGGAAAUGUUGUUGUUAUUGGCUCCCACACCCAUAUGGAUAAUCGGAAAGAAAAGUCCCAUCCUGGUGGUCUUCUAUUUACCAAGUUUGGAAGCAACCAAACAGCGUUGCUUGAUCUGGCUUUCCCGGAUAAUUUUGGCAGAUUGCAUGAUAGGAACAAAGAAACACCAAAAGCGACAAAGCAACUUAGUCGACUCUUUCCUAACAAAGUGACCAUAUUACCUCCUCAGGAGGAGGCCUUACUUUCAGUGUGGAAGCAGCAAUUGGAACGCGAUACUGAAACUCUGAAAACACAGGCAAAUAUCGUCAGCAUUCGCCUAGUUCUCAAUCGAAUCGGUUUGGAUUGCUCUAACCUCGACACUCUCUGCAUUAAAGAUCAAGCACUAACAAUUGAAACCGUUGAGAAAGUUGUAGGCUGGGCUUUGAGUCAUCAUUUCAUGCAUUUUUCUGAUGUGUUGGUUAAGGAUGCUAAACUCAUCAUUUCUACAGAAAGCAUUGAGUAUGGGUUGAAUAUUUUACAUGGUCUUCAGAGUGAGAACAAGAGCUUGAAGAAGUCACUCAGGGAUGUGGUCACUGAGAAUGAAUUCGAAAAGAAACUUCUUGCCGAUGUUAUUCCGCCUGGUGACAUUGGUGUUACAUUUGAAGACAUUGGUGCUUUAGAAAAUGUGAAGGACACUUUGAAGGAGUUGGUGAUGCUUCCCCUACAGAGGCCUGAAUUGUUUUGCAAAGGGCAGCUAACUAAGCCAUGCAAAGGAAUUUUGCUUUUUGGUCCACCUGGUACUGGAAAAACAAUGCUUGCUAAAGCUGUUGCAACUGAGGCUGGUGCAAACUUUAUCAACAUUUCCAUGUCAAGCAUUACUUCUAAGUGGUUUGGUGAGGGUGAAAAAUACGUAAAGGCAGUGUUUUCCCUUGCAAGUAAAAUUGCUCCAAGUGUUGUGUUUGUUGAUGAGGUUGAUAGCAUGUUAGGAAGACGUGAAAAUCCAGGAGAACAUGAGGCUAUGCGCAAAAUGAAAAAUGAAUUUAUGGUGAAUUGGGAUGGGUUGCGAACGAAGGAUAAAGAACGUGUACUGGUACUUGCUGCCACCAAUAGGCCAUUUGAUCUUGAUGAGGCUGUGAUUAGGAGACUUCCUCGGAGAUUGAUGGUUAACUUGCCAGAUGCCCCAAAUAGAGAAAAGAUUUUGAGAGUUAUACUGGCCAAAGAAGAAUUGGCCGCUGACAUUGAUUUAGAGGCAAUUGCAAAUAUGACUGAUGGGUAUUCUGGAAGUGAUUUGAAGAAUCUGUGUGUAACAGCAGCACACUGCCCCAUCAGAGAAAUUUUGGAUAAGGAGAAAAAGGAAAGAGUCUCUGCUUUGACCGACAACAAACCGUUACCUGCACUAUAUAGCAGCACCGACGUUCGCUCUUUAAAAAUGGAGGACUUUAGAUUUGCACAUGAGCAGGUGUGUGCGAGUGUCUCAUCGGAGUCGACAAACAUGAAUGAGCUCCUACAAUGGAACGAUCUCUAUGGAGAAGGUGGGUCGAGGAAGAAGAUGUCUUUGAGCUACUUCAUGUAGAGGUGAUUGUAUGAUUGUAUCCUUGUAUAGAGUUUCUUGCCCUUUUCUUUUUUCAUUUCUUUGAUUUCCAAAUUCGUCCCCACCACUUGAAAAGAGUAGAAGAUCGGGGAUAUCAAUGUGUGGAAAUCCAUCCUCUGACCCCUGGCCCUCCUCCCCGUCCCCACACCACCCCACCCUCCAUUCCUUUUGUUGUAUCAUAUAUAGUUUUUUCUUACCCUCAUUUAUUUAAUUCUCUAUGCUUUUGUAGGAAUUUUAUAAUUUCCUUAGGUAAUUUGACCGAAACCUUUUUCCAUCUUUUUCUGUAGCUCUUCUGGUUAACCUGGUAAAAUUCAGUAUGUAUACAUAUAUAUAAUUAUGUAUGUUGUACUAAUUAAUGAAAUCAAUAAGUCCCAUUUUUGUAACA